Prunus avium (sweet cherry) is the source of this 552-nucleotide messenger RNA. Lineage: Eukaryota; Viridiplantae; Streptophyta; Magnoliopsida; Rosales; Rosaceae. The record is from RefSeq and is a predicted model, not a curated record.
AUGAUCGAGGAAAAACCUAGGGCGUGGCACGACUUGCUCCCCGAAGCUCUUUGGGCUUACCGAAUCUCGAAGCGGUCGGCCACGGGCACAUCUCCUUACGCCUUAACCUACGGUCACAACGCCAUCGUUCCAAUGGAGUUAAAGGUUCAGUCUCUCCGUGUGGCCGAGCAGCCUGAACAAGAAAAGGGGGAUUAUGCACAAGCCAUGGCUCAGGAGUUGGAAGAUUUGGAGCAAUCUAGACUCGACGCUUAUAACCUCAUGCAGGCACAGAAGCAAAUGGCGGCGAGGGCUUACAACAAAAAGGUUAAACAAAAAGCUUUCGCCGAAGGCGACCUAGUAUGGCGAGCCGUGCUUCCCAUUGGGACAAAGGCCCCUCGGUUCAGCAAAUUUUCGCCCAAUUGGGAAGGGCCGUUCAUUAUCGAAUGGAUUCUUGGCCGAGGUGCAUUUCAGUUAAAGGAUAGGGAUGGAGAGUGGCACAACUUACCGAUCAAUGGCCAGUAUUUGAAGAAAUACGCCCUGUCAUUAUGGGAGACGGCCGUGAAAGAGUUAUGA